This is a messenger RNA of Pieris macdunnoughi, 1557 nucleotides long. NCBI's taxonomy places the organism in Eukaryota, Metazoa, Arthropoda, Insecta, Lepidoptera, Pieridae. The record is from the annotation of a GenBank genome assembly.
AUGGGUAAACGUCAGCAUCAAAAGGAUAAAAUGUAUCUUACUUAUACCGAAUGGACAACACUGUACGGAGGAAAACGAUCGGGCACUGCAGUUGAGGAAGAUACCUCAUUUAAAAGAUUGCCAUAUGAUCACUGUUGCCUAUGUUUACAACCAUUUGACCAGCCAUACUGUGAUGCAGAUGGGAAUAUUUUUGAGCUACAAGCAAUACUUGAGUUUGUCAAAAAGUUUAAAAUAAAUCCUGUAACUGGGAAGAAAGUAGAUGUCAAAGGGUUAUUAAAACUAAACUUUUUCAAAAAUGCAAAGGGUGAAUAUCAUUGCCCUGUUCUAUUCAAGCCUUUUACGAAGAAUUCCUACAUUGUUGCAAUUAGAACUAGUGGUAAUGUGUAUUGCUACGAGGCUGUGGAACAACUCAACAUCAAAGGCAAAAACUGGAAGGACCUUAUUAAUGAUACACCAUUUGUUAGAAGUGACAUUAUUACUAUUCAAGAACCAAAUAAUCUUGAGAAAUUUAAUAUAUCAAAGUUUCAUCAUAUUAAAAAUAAUUUGAGAGUUGAAACUGAAGAGGAAAUUGCAAUGAGAAAAGAUCCACAUGCAAGAUUAAAAACUGUGUCUGCUGAAACAAAAGAUAUCUUACAGGAGUUGGAGAAAGAAUAUAAGGCUCCGGAGGUGAAAGAGGCCAAGAAAGAGACUGCAGAUAAAUUCAAUGCUGCCCAUUAUUCCACUGGCAUGGUGGCGGCCAGUUUUACAUCCACUGCUAUGGUGCCUGAAACUAUACACGAAGCAGCUAUUAUUUGUGAGGACGAGGUUAAAUAUGAAAGGGUUAAAAAGAAAGGUUAUGUAAGGCUAGUGACAAAUCUGGGUCAACUUAACUUAGAACUAUACUGUGAUGUGAUUCCUAAGGCAUGUGAUAAUUUCAUAAAACACUGUCACAAUGGUUACUACAAUGGUACAAAAUUUCAUAGAUCUAUAAGAAAUUUUAUGAUUCAAGGUGGAGAUCCAACUGGCACAGGAUUAGGUGGUGAGUCAAUAUGGAAAAAACCAUUUGAAGAUGAAAUAAAACCAAAUCUACACCAUUCAGGCCGAGGCGUUUUAUCUAUGGCAAACUCUGGGCCUAAUACAAAUGGAUCUCAGUUCUUCAUUACAUUUCGUUCAUGCAAACAAUUAGAUGGGAAGCACACAAUAUUUGGCAAAUUAGUUGGUGGUAUUGACACAUUGAGUGCCAUGGAACAAAUAGAAGUUGACAAUAAAGACAGACCCAUACAAGAUAUUGUUAUAGAGGUGGCCCAGGUGUUUGUUGAUCCAUUUACAGAAGCUGAAGAGCAGCUUGUUGUUGAAAGAGAGGAGGAACUAAAGAGACAAGCUGAAGCAGAAAGCCAGGGAGUCAAACCAAAAAAAGCUACCAAACAACCCUUAAAAGUUUUCCGUGAGGGUGUAGGCAAAUACCUAAAUUUACAAGAAGUGUCUCAAAGUAAUAAAAACCCCAAAACACAAGAAGUGCAAGCAAAGAAGAGCAAGAAAGAGACUAAAGGUGGUUUUGGUAGCUUUGAUUCGUGGUAG